AUGGACGAAGCUAGCAAUCCCAAAGGAUGGACCGAUCGUGAGAUCCUCUCCAGCCUCUUGUAUCUCAUCCAAAAGGACAACAUCACUCUUGACUGGGAUGGUGGUCUCUACGCUGCUGGUCGCACUGCCAGCGGCUUCAAGCAGAAGACCAACAAGCUCAUCAGGGCGUUUAGGCCAGAGUGGGAUGCCAUGACGUCCGGUGCACCAGCCCCUCAGGCCACUCCCAAGAAGUCACCUGCUACUCCUCGCAAGCGCAAAUCCAAGGUCGACCAGGAGGACAGCGAGGAUGUUCCGAGUGUCAAGAAGCCGCGAGGCAGGCCGAGGAAGAAGGCUGCUACACCCAAGAGUGAGGAUGACGAGGUGGACUUGGACGUCAAGACUGAGCCAAAGGAGGAGACGGAGGAGCAGAUUUAUGACAUUGAUGCGGACGUUUGA
This is a messenger RNA of Bipolaris maydis ATCC 48331, 435 nucleotides long. RefSeq lists its product as uncharacterized. The record is from RefSeq and is a predicted model, not a curated record. Lineage: Eukaryota; Fungi; Ascomycota; Dothideomycetes; Pleosporales; Pleosporaceae.